Prorocentrum cordatum is the source of this 1331-nucleotide messenger RNA. Lineage: Eukaryota; Dinophyceae; Prorocentrales; Prorocentraceae. The record is from the annotation of a GenBank genome assembly.
GUGCGACUAUUUUGCGAAGGAGUGAGUUUGUACUCGCGGGCGCGAAGACGACAACGUCCCUCGCAUCGUGCUGACUGCUUUGCGCCGAAUGCCAUUACAGCUCAGAGGCGGUUGCGGGUUGGGUCUAUCGCCGUUUGGGCUCAAGUUUCAGCAGGUGUUUGUCGUUUGCGCCAUGGCGAGCCCUAGAGUUGACCGAUUGGGCUGUAGUGUUAAGACCCGCCGCGGGCAUGUUCGUAGGCAGGGCCGGCUUCUCGCGUUACUCACCUCGGGCUUUUGCCUGGCGGCUGUGUUUUUGGCGCGAUGCUCCGCCUUCGCUGGUGCAGCAGGGCCGUGCCGCGGUGGUUCGCGACGCCAGGCGAACAUUGUCGGCCGAAGACAGGGCUCGGGGCAAGCUGCCUCAUCCUAUCAAGGCGUGAGUUGGCACGAGGCCAGCCACAAGUGGAUGGCCAGCUUAUCAGACCCCGCGAAGGGCGUGGUCAUCGCUCUUGGGAUCUUCGAAGUCCAGACGGACGCGGCCAAGGCCUUCGACCAGGCCAGUCUGGCAAUACUGGGACCUGGAGCCUCCACCAAUUUCCCUGCGAGCAAGUACGAGGCGGCCGACAUCGAGGAGGCCGGGCGGCGCGUCAAGAGCUUUUGGGAGCCGCGGGCGUCUACGAAGUACAAUGGCGUCUACCGGACAAGAGGCAGCACAUUAUGGCACGCCGAGAUCAGUUUGGGUAAACACAGGCAGUUCAUAGACCUCUUCGAGACCGAGGAGGCGGCCGCUCGUGCACACGACGAGGCCGUCCGGGACACGAAGGCUCCAAAGGCGGUGCAGCUGACGAUGCUCAACUUCAAGCAGCCAGACGACUACUUCGACGAGGACACGUGGGAGGACGAGCAAGCCCCACGAGAGGCCUCAUCGGUCUUCAUAGGGGUCGAUUACCAUUCACCCAGCGGAAAUUACCGUGCCAAGAAGGGACUCAGACCUCUGGGGCUCUUCCCGACGGAGAUCGAGGCAGCCCGCGCCUUCGACAAGGCAUCGCUCUCGAAGGGCGGACCGACGAAUUUUAUGCCACCGCCCAGCAUUGCCGAGGAGCGGGCUUGAGGUAGUCGGCGGUGGAGCCAGCAUUUGCGCGUUCCUUCCACUCCAGCUUUCUACAUGUCUCAGCUUUUCCUGUUCCCCCCGCUCGUCCAUCCUGCGCAGACGUUGUCUUCCCCAUCUGCUCGCUCGGUUCCACCAGUUCCCACCACUCUACGGCUAGCCGCUCGCGGCUGGCUUGUCUGUGGGACGUCCCCCGUUGGAAGAGUCGCUUGAAAAGGGUUCGCAUACGGGGCGCAGGAGUAGAAAA